Dermacentor silvarum is the source of this 2112-nucleotide messenger RNA. RefSeq names its product endothelin-converting enzyme 2-like. Gene Ontology annotation, cellular component: plasma membrane. Gene Ontology annotation, biological process: protein processing. The record is from RefSeq and is a predicted model, not a curated record. Gene Ontology annotation, molecular function: metalloendopeptidase activity. The coding region runs from base 1 to 2112 and encodes 703 amino acids. The transcript is spliced from 7 exons. NCBI's taxonomy places the organism in Eukaryota, Metazoa, Arthropoda, Arachnida, Ixodida, Ixodidae.
AUGGAGGCAUGUCACGGUGUCGAGGACAGCGCCAUGGAGCAGCUAACCGACCCUCGAGAACCGAUGAGGCGGCGUGCCUCCUUAGACCGACGCGUGUCUCUCGGAGAAGUACUCCCUACCAUACCGGCUCUGAGCUCUCCCCUCCGGAGUGGUUCGCUCGCCUGUGACCAUGGCGAAGAUGUACUUGAUGCCCUAAGGGACGCACCGGAUGUCAUUAAUGACAACGUGGACGAGCUGCGGCCUGAUCCCCGCGAGCCCAUGAGAAGGCGAGCUUCCAUAGACAAGAGUAUUUCUUUGGGCAUGGUGGUGCCCACGGUGCUCCCGCCCCAUUCUCCAGUCAGAUCCGCCUCGAGCUCAGUGCAGCCCAGCCAGGCUUGGUCGGACGAACAGCUCAAGCAACAGCAAGGGUCCCGCCUGGCGGCGUUCUCCGGUCUCGUUGUCUUCUUCCUGGCGCUGAUCGUUCUGUCCCUCAUCGUUGUCCGCAGCGUGUACGUGCGCGCUCAAGUUCGACUCGAGAUCUGCGACACAGAGGAGUGCGUGCAGCAUGCCAGGUACAUCCUGGCCACGCUCAACAAGUCUCUCAACCCCUGCGUAGAUCUUUACGCCUACGUCUGCGGUGACGACGCUCGUCGAAAGGACGCCCAUAAUGCCCGCAGGAGCCCACUGGCGCACGCAUACAUCCACGAAGUGAUGCACAUGCUCGGCGAUAUCGAGACCUUCCGGGCGGCAAACCAAAGGUAUGCUGCAGCGACCAAGGCUUUUGCCGCUGUGACCAGAUGUAUGGAAUCAAACCGAUACGCUGCUUCGGAUGACUUCCGGGCAUUCAUGCAAGAUCGCGGAAUCAUGUGGCCGCUUAGUGCCGCAUCUUCAAGAAACACCACUCUUUUCGACGUUCUAGACGUCGUCCUAGAUUUGGCCGUCAACUGGAGAGUGGGCCUCUGGUUCGACAUUGUCGUGUCCCAAACAGCUUGGCACGACGGCACUCCUUUAGUCGUCAUCGGGGAGCCCGGAGACCUGGUCGUCCUGCGCUUGGAACAGCUGGCGCUAUUCGACGAUGUGACGUAUGAUAACACCGUCCGGCAGGUGGCUCUCUAUCUCAGCGGCGGCAAGGUUUCCAUGAGCGACGCAGCCCUAAAGGUGUUGCUCCUGGACGAAGCAGCUUUCAGAGCAAUCGUGCUUCGCACGGACCAAGACGAAGACAGACGUGAUGGCUUCGAUGUCCUGGUGCCACUCAGUAACAUCACACAUGUUUUCGGAAACGUCUUUCGACUCGGUCAUCUUGUUGGAUUGUUUCCUGCUACGAGAGUGCUGGACGUCGUUGGAUGGACAUUCUCGUAUUCAUACGCUUGGAUGGUGAACGCCGACUUUGACUUCCCGGCACCGUCAAGCACCGCUGGUAAGCUCGAAACGAAUGUUUUGUGCUUCGUCGCGGCGCAAGAAUCAUUCGGCAUAGCGCAGGCGGCGCCCAUUUUUCGAGACGCGUUCAAUGCCGGCGAGAAGUGGAAGGUGACGACGGUGCUGGAAAAGACGUCGAUGGCGUUUGUCGACCACGUGGUGGCGUCGACGGCGAUACCUGAUUUUACAAAGACAGAGGCUGUGGCGAAGAUCAACUCAUUGGCGUGGAGUUACUGGAUAUGGCCAUUCGAUCCUUACCUACAGGUUGAUUCUGCGCUAGAUGCGCUGUACGCCAACUUUUCGGAGAAGUCCGCAAGUGUCUUCGAGUCCUGGAUCCAGUCGAAGAAGGCUCUCAGGGCGGCUCUCGCAAUUCCGCACUACGAGCGUCUGAUGACGUCGAGGUACCGGUGGCAGUCGGGAAGUGUGCGAUACCUGUACACAUUGAACGAACUUCGCUUCAGCCUGUCGGCACUGUUCCCUCCAUCGUACUUUCGGCAUGGCUCGAGUGCCAUGACCUUUGCGGGGCUCGGGCUCAAGGUGGCCAGGCAAACAGCGCGUUCCUUGGACAUGCACGGUCGCACCUGGGACAGUACGGGCCGCGAGAGCUCGUGGUGGCAGCUGGACAAACCUGAACAGCAGCAGUGCCGAAGCCCAGCCCAUGCCACGUUGCACUUCCUGACUGCAGAUGUCCCGGACCUUGUUGACUACGAGUAUUGA